Oncorhynchus gorbuscha (pink salmon) is the source of this 4261-nucleotide messenger RNA. RefSeq names its product testis-specific gene 10 protein-like. The transcript has 12 exons. Bases 499 to 2595 code for a protein of 698 amino acids. The record is from RefSeq and is a predicted model, not a curated record. NCBI's taxonomy places the organism in Eukaryota, Metazoa, Chordata, Actinopteri, Salmoniformes, Salmonidae.
AAUUGAUGCAGGACAACACAACACAUUUGUUCUCUGUAUACAGUUAAUUUAAGACAGCUUUCCACUCCUGCCACUGAUCCCAUGAACACUACCCUUGCAGCGCCUCUCUCUCUCUCUCCACUCUCCCUCUCUCUUUCUCUCUCUCCAUUCUCUCUCUCUCCACUCUUUCUCUCUCUCUCCACUCCCUCUCUCCCUUUCUGUCCUAUCACCUCUCCUUCUCUCGUUCCCUUCAUUUGCAGAUGGCGGUGUAGUGAGGUGGCUGAGGACCAGUAUGUGUGUGAGUGCGUGGAAGGACACAUCCUCCCCUUGGAGAGAAAGAGAAAACAGAGAAAGAGAGAGAGGAAGAAGAAGCAGCUGCUCUCCAGUAACAGGUAGGUCAGCUGUGGGGUUCCAUUAUAUCCUUGGGGGAACAACCGGCCAUGCGCACGUCACUACAGGCACUCGAGGACCUGAGGUGUCGCAGCCGCAGGUAGGAGCAGCUAACUCCAGUCUCCUGUCAUGGAUACUAACGCUGGGGAAGUGGAGGACUCAGGAGAAGAGCUUACAGGGAGGAAGAAGUCUCGGUUCAAGCUGCUGAAGAGUCGUCUGUUUGGUCGUCUGAAGAGGAAGGAGACUGAAGGGCGGAUGAAACAGAGCCAGUCCGCCAGUGAUGUCACUGCUGAUGUCAUAGCUCCGGGGGACGACGACUCAGAGGAUGACUGUUUGGGCGGUCCAAAUACACUGGGAUCCAGAGCUCUGUCACAUGACAGCAUCUUCCUGGCUGACCAAUCACAGAGCUCCUCUGAGCCGACGAGGAUUCUGUCUCAGGAGAACGUACACGGCAGGAUACAAGAACUGCAGCUGAAACUGCAGCGGCAGAACAUGUGUCUGGGCCCUCCCCCCUUGCUGAUCCCUGGAAAGAGAAUGGAAGAUUCUGGAGCCACCUCUGAGGAUGAUGGUUUACCCCAGAGCCCUCCAGAGAUCUUGUUCCAUGACCGAACAGCACAGGGGCCUUCCUACAAGUUCCCUGACACUCACAGGCACCAUAGCUCUCUGAGUUUAGCAGGGACAGGGAGUGAGGAGGAGGAGCAGUGCCUCUCUCAGCCCUCCUCCCGUCCUCUCUCCCCGAAUCCUGCUUCCCUCUGUUUCCACUCCCCUGCAGUGGACUUCACCAGCCCAGCCCAGUACACUCCUAGCCUGGACAGCUCUGCCGCCCGUCACCGCAUGUCUGUUAAACCCAGGAACCAGAGGGCCAGCGCCAAGGGAAGGAAAGGUCCCCUGAGAGCAAGCAGACUUGGCUCAGAGAGCCUGAGUGACCUGGACCCAGACCAGCCCCUGUCUGAGAGGGAGGAAGAGCAGGAUGGAAUGGAGGACGAGGACAGAGAGGAAGAGGAGGAGAGGGAGAGACCGUUCUCUUCAUCUCCAAAAGACUCUGAGGAGAAGCCCUGGCAGUCAGUACCCCCUGGUGGUCAGAAAGAGGUAUUACAGAGAAAAGAGUCCUCCGAGACAGAGGGACGCGUCACCACCAACCCUCUCUACCUCCAGGCUAUGACCUCUCCUCUAUCAGAACCCAUGACCAAGACCUCCAUCCUGGAGACCCCGAGCCUGCCCUCGGAACCUAUCCGGGUCAAACGCCCAAGAACUCUCAUCCAGGAUAAUUCAGACCAGGGAAGUCGGCCUGGGUCUACAUCUGAAAAGACCCUCUCCAGGCCUCUCAGUCCUGUCUAUGGAUCAGACUCCACCACAAAUCAACUUCCCUCAAAAGAGAAGCCAGAGGAGAAUAUGACCCCAGCCACCUCUAACAAGGGAGACCGGUUGAGCAGAAACACACAGUGUGUGAGCCUAGCGGACACCAGCAGCUCUACAUACCACUCUGCUCUACCUACCCCUGCCCCUCGCAUUAUAAGACAAACACAGAGACCUGCUUCUGAGAGAGAGUCUGUCAGAGAGACUACAGCAGUCCCAUUGUCGGGCGUUAAUGAAGAAACCUCCAAAUUGGACCUAGUGCAGAGGAGGAGAGGGCCACCUACUGGCCAUGAAGACACACUGCCUCGAGCAAACAGUUUCUCCACCUCCUCCUUGAGACAGCGUUCCAAGAGUGCCACUGGCAGAGCCCACACAGGGACGAGAAACGAGGAGAUGAAUGCAGAAGGAAAAGGAGGGGAGGGUUUGGUGGCCAAGAACCCUCAUCAGGAGUCUGUCAGAAGGCAAGAGGUAAAACCAGAGCAGGCCACAUUUAAAGGCCUGAAGGAAAACCAACCACAACCCUCACCUCAGGAGAGAAAAGUACAAACAGAGGUAGAAGUCGUGGAGGAGACAGGACUGAAGGGAGGAGAGAAAAGGGAUGGGCAGAGUGAGGGAAAUGAGGAGAAGGAGCAGGAGCAGGAGAGGAGGAGUGCUUUCGGAGUGAAGCUGCGCACCACUUCUCAGUCUCUGAAGUAUCGCUUGGAGAGGGACCAAGAAUUCAGGGUUAAGUGUCAUAUUGUCUCAACAACUGCAGAACCAGUCAAAGGCGAAAUUGGCACAAGUUCAAAGGUCAGGGUUGACUUGGAAAAUAAGGCAUCGAGGAAGGGCCCGUCACAAGUGUCUGAUUGCCCCCCCCCCAUACACCCCUGACAGAAACAGACUCAACGAGAACCAAGAUGAUGAUGAUACUGACCUGGUAGUAGAUGCCUUUUCAGACCCAGACAAAGGCCCAUCCUCCAGACCUGCUCUGGGGCUCCCAAGAGGGGCUGAGACCCCUGGGUCUAAUGGGUCAGCUGGAUCGGAGCCUGUCUGGAUGUCCAUGGCCCGGGAAAAGACCAGGAGUCUCCAACAGCAUCUCAGUCCAGAGACAGAUGCUGGGAUAGGGGGGACAACAACGCCCCAGUACACCACAUCAACAUGGCCAGCUCCAACCCCAGCCCCACAACCGAGAUUACAACCAACAGCUCAGCCAUCAACACAACCUCCAUCACAAUCACAGCCAAGCACAAAAACAGCCUCGCAAAAACAAACAUCACCCCCAGUGGUACAAUCACCAUCUCAACCAAUACCAAGCCGUAGACCAAUCCUACAGGAAAUGCAUCUGACAGCUAAACUCAAAACAUUGCCUUCAGAUCAGCCUAACACACAAUCACCAUCUCAACCAAUACCAAGCCGUAGACCAAUCCUACAGGAAAUGCAUCUGACAGCUAAACUCAAAACAUUGCCUUCAGAUCAGCCUAACACACAAUCACCAUCUCAACCAAUACCAAGCCGUAGACCAAUCCUACAGGAAAUGCAUCUGACAGCUAAACUCAAAACAUUGCCUUCAGAUCAGCCUAACACACAAUCACCAUCUCAACCAAUACCAAGCCGUAGACCAAUCCUACAGGAAAUGCAUCUGACAGCUAAACUCAAAACAUUGCCUUCAGAUCAGCCUAACACACAAACAGCAUCACAACCGACACCACAAGGAACAGCGCAACAGCUGACACAACCGUCCUCCCAACCUCACACGCCAACCAGACCAACUCUACGAGGAGCGUCUGAGAGAUCCUCCACGUCUCUGAAGAGAGCUGAGAAGAUGCCUGUGGAGAAAUGGACAGAAAGAGCGCUCCCGACUGGGACUAUGGAGGAAUCUAGCCAUGGUCAAAUUGAGAUUCACACCUCAAAGCCUGAGAUACCUUCUUCAUCGUCAUACCGGGGUCAGCCAAUCAGGAUGGAACUUGCCAAGAGGAAAUAUCUUGCCUGGAGUGACAUGGCUAUGGACUAAGAGAAAUGCACGUGUGUGUGUGUGUGUGUGUGUGUGUGUGUGUGUGUGUGUGUGUGUGUGUGUGUGUGUGUGUGUGUGUGUGUGUGUGUGUGUGUGUGUGUGUGUGUGUGUGUGUGUGUGUGUGUGUGUGUGUGUGUGUGUGUGUGUGUGUGUGUGUGUGUGUGAGGUAAAGGGGUUCCUAAAGAGAGUAAGGAGAAAACUGAAAUAAAAUAAUGAUUUGCUGCUGACUGUGUUAUUUGAACCUACUGGAUUCAGAGUUUAAAACCCAUUUCCCAUUACUGUGCCUUACUCUUCUAACCAUGACAUAUAAAAAAUGACUUAUAUUUCAAUUAUAUAUCACUUAUAUUUUACUGCAUAUAACAUCACUAAACCAAGAGGUCUGGACUUUUAAGGCACAAGAGGGCAUACUCUUGUCCUGUAACUUGUUGGUUGCUGGUUCAAACUCCGCUUCAGUUUUUUCACUGCUUUUGACAUAUCACUCCAUGCAAGAUCCCUUCGAACAACUGUCUCAAAGUGUUGUCUGGAAUAAAUAUACUGUCAAUUGUA